Heterotrigona itama is the source of this 5987-nucleotide messenger RNA. The record is from the annotation of a GenBank genome assembly. Lineage: Eukaryota; Metazoa; Arthropoda; Insecta; Hymenoptera; Apidae.
AUGUCAGUACAUUAUAAAUUCAAAUCUACUUUAGAUUAUGACACUGUGUCUUUUGAUGGAUUGCAUAUUUCUGUGGCGGAUUUAAAGAAAGCUAUUUUUCAUCAGAAACAUUAUACAGAUGAUAAUGCAUUAAUUGCAAAAAAUACUAGCCUUAUUGUUGCUAGAGUACCAUUAACAGUACAACAGAAACGAUCAUGGGAUAGAAAUGAUGCUCCUUCGUUCAGUAACUUAAAAGAUGAAUCCAAUUUAGGCAGAGCUGUAGAUCUUACAAGGCUUGAUGGCUCUGAAGAAGACAAGAUUCGGGCAAUGAUGACUCAAUCUACGCAAGAUUAUGAUCCAUCAAAUUACAUGAAAAUACGUGGAGCCAAUCAAACUGGCGAUGUACCUGCAAAUUAUCGUUGUUACAAAUGCCAUCAACCUGGACAUUGGAUUAAAAAUUGUCCGCUUGGGACAAAUCAGGAACCUAUAGAAAUUAAGAAAAGUACAGGUAUUCCUAGAAGUUUCAUGGUUCCAGUUGAAGGACCAAGAGUUCCUGGUGCUAUGAUGACACCAACGGGUCAAUACGCUGUACCAGCUAUUGAUCAUCAAGCUUAUAAAGAAGGUAAAAAGGAACGUCCACCAUUUUCACAAGAUCCAGAACCUGCUGUAGAAAAACCAGAAAUUCCAGAGGAUCUAUUGUGCAAUAUUUGCAAAGAUCUUUUAACGGAUGCAGUAAUGAUACCAUGUUGUGGAAAUUCAUUUUGUGAUGAAUGUAUUCGGACAUUUUUAUUAGAAUCUGAAGAACAUGAAUGUCCAGAUUGUAGCGAGAAGGAUGUUUCACCAGAAACUCUUAUUCCUAAUCGCUUUUUGCGAAAUGCUAACGAGACUGGAUAUGCUAAAAGGCAGACAUAUAGACAAUCUUUACAAACAAACAGACAGCCCGCAGUACAAUUAGAACAACAAAAGGCUGACCAAGCAACAAGUCAAGUGUCGAAUCAAAGUAAAGCUGCCCAAUCUUCAAAUACAGCUAAUGUGCCCUCUCAAGAAUAUACAGAAUCACAAACAACAAAUUUUGAAACUACUCAACAGCAAUUUCCAGCAAGAGCUGCACAACCAUCAACAACAACUGUUCCAGAAACAGCAUCGGAAACUGAUUUGCAAAGUGAUUCUGUAACAAAGUUAACAACAGAUGAGGAAACAGAAGUUCCACCACCUCCAGGAACUGAACCAUUACUUCCAAUACCUGCAAUUGGUAGUUCACCAGAGAGAGAUAGAGAAAGAAGCGAUCCUCCAAGUCGCGAAAAAAAAGAACGCGAGAAUGAAUAUCCAGGUGAAAGACAAUCAAGAGAACGUAGGCGAAGUUUUAGCAGAGACGGACAUCGCGAUAGAAGUGGAGAACGUGGUCGUAGAAUCGAAAACUUGCGGCCAGUAAAUCGAAGACGAUCGUUGUCGCCUAGACAUUCACAACAUAAUAGUGAUUAUAGUUCACAAGGACCACCUUUGCCACACUUGAUGAAUCCACCACCAUCAAAAAAUUAUCAAGGAUUACCAUCUGAUGAUGGGCAUUAUCCACCUAAUAUACAUUAUGACAAUGCUAUACGCAGGUCAACUGAAGAUCGUCCAGGAACUCCAACAGUUGAUGAACCACAUUUACAUGUGUCUUCUUCUGGUAAUCAGCCACCUCUUUUACCUUUUCCACCAGGAGAAGAUCGUAUUCCUCAACCAAGUUAUAAUCAACCUCCACCUAAUGUACCUCCACAUAAUCCACCUUUAUUACCAGAUCCAUAUAUGAGUCAUCGAAUACCUAUGUAUCCCCAUCAGCAAGGUUCACAUUAUGGACCUCCACGAUAUGAAAGACCGCCUUAUCAACAACAAGGAUACAGACCGUCACAACCACCUCGAAAUUACAAUGGACCACCAAGGCCAAUUAGAGGAUUACAUCAUCUAUAAUUGAUGAUCCAUUAGAAGCUUUUGAGCGAAUGCUUAGAGAGAAAGAUGAGCGAGACAGAAGAUUAGGAAAACAUAGAAGAAGAAGUAGAACACGAUCAAGAUCUCGUAGUUACAGUAGAUCUCGAUCACGCUCGUUUAGUCGUCGAUCGCCAUUCCCAGGUCGUUUAAGUCGAUCUAGAAGCCCUCCUUCAAAACGAAGAUCUUCAAGAUCACCGUUACCUCUAAGAGCGCGAAGUCGUACACCGAAACGUAGAUCAAGAAGUGGAAGUCUAGAUCAUAUUCACGUAGUCAAUCUCCGAGAUUAUCUUUGUCACGAGACAGAGAGAGGGAUAGAGAAAGAGAUCGAGAUCGAGAUCGAGAUCGAGAUCGUGACCGUGACCGUGACCGUGACCGUGACCGUGAUCGCGACCGCGACCGUGAUCGAGAUCGAGAUCGUGACCGUGAUCGUGAUCGUGAUCGUGAUAGAGAUCGUGAUCGUGAUCGCGACCGUGAUCGAGAUCGAGAUCGUGAUCGUGAUCGUGAACGUGAACGGGAUCGCGAACGUGAACGUGAACGUGAACGUGAACGCGAUCGUGAACGCGAUCGUGAACGCGAUCGUGAACGAGACAGAGAAAUACUACCUAGAUAUCGAUCACCAGCUAGAUCACCUCCAAGAACUACUAAAGAAUUAUGAUUUACUUAUAAUAAUUAUGAAUAAUGUAUUCAGAUUCCAAAGAGAGAGGGAUCGUGAAAGAGAUCGACCAAGAUCACGUGAACCUAGAGAAGGAUACAAUAGUUAUUACAAUGAUUCACCAGCACAUGAUUAUCAAUUCAGAGAUCGAGAGAGGGAUGUACCCCCUCGAGAUAGACCAAUACCGAGGUAUCCAGUAAGGAACCAAGCAGCUCAGCAUAAUAUACCACCUUUGCUGCCGCAUCUAGUCAGUGGAAGUCAUCCACCACCACUUAUGUCAUUGGGACCUCCAUCUACGGACAGGAAAGACUAUUAUGAUUCCUACAACAGGUAUUUCCGCCUCAAUAGUACUUUAAUUCAUGUACACGCUAAGCAGACAGUCUACCGUACCUUAUGCUGCUGUCCUGAAGCAAGGAAAAUGUAUACGGCAAGGAUCGACUUGGAGAUUGUGGAAGCUACCCAGCUGAUUGACAGAUCUGCAUGGUUUCUGAAUCAGGUGAAUUCAGGGCCAAAUCAACAUUUCAGGUAUCCUGGGCCAUCUAGCCAACGAUUUGGUAGCCCUUUGCGAGAUGUGCCUCACAAAAGAUUUGACGAUGUUGCACCUCCUGGAACAGAGGGGUAUUAUGAUCUUUCACCACCAGGUGUAGAGAUCUCUGAAAGAUCUUUACGCGAUGAUCGUGAUCGGCGUUUAUUAAGAGAUCAAGAAGAUCGUGAACAUUCGCUUAAAGAUCAUGAUGCUGAAGAUCGAGAUAGAUUAUCUUUAAGGGAAGACAGAGAUCGUGAAGAUCGUGAAAGACAAGGAUUACCCAGAGAUCACGACGAUAGGAUACGAGAAAAAGAUGAUCGCGACAGAAGAGAAAAAGAAAAAGAACGAGAUGAUAGACACACUCGUGAUCGACGAGAAGACGAUAGGCACAUAGACAAGAAAGACUAUGAUAAAGACCGUUACAGAGAUGAAAAAGAUCGUCAUAAACAAGACGAUAAAAAUCGUUCCCGUGAAAAAGAUAGACGUGAACGAGAUUAUGAGUCUGAAAAAGAUAGGGAUCGACAUGAACGUUAUGAAAGGCGUUCUAUGGAACGGAAAAAGAACAGGAAAAGUCCAACUCCUUAUUCGCAGAAAUCUAGAAUAGAUACGAAGGAUGUGUCGCCUGAGCGUAUAAAGAAGAAAGAGAAAGAUCACGAGGAAAAGAAUGAAGAAAAGAAGAAGGAGAAGAAAAUUAAAGAAAAGAAAAAGAAAAAGGACGAUGAAAAGGAGAAGAAAAAGAAGAAGAAGAAAGAAAAAAAAUCGGGACAAAAAGAGAUUGUGAAAGACGAACCUAUUAAAUCAGCCGAACAGGAAGAGUUAGUAGUGGAAAAUAAGCAGGAGUGCAUGUCACCCACAAAAAAUGAUACUAUAAAACCUAAUAACGAAGAUGAGAAUAUUGAUAGUAGAAUAGCUUGCAUUCCUACUGAAACUGUUAUAGAAGAAUCAAUUAAAGAAGAAUUUGAAGAUAAAUCUUUAGCCAUGAAUCCAGAACCUCCAGAGUUUCAUGAGGCCAGUCCAGAAAGGAUUGAUCAUACGGAAUUUGGGACAAAUCCUCCUAAUCCCAAUUUUAAGCCAAUUCCGGAAUUAAAAUCUGACAUCAAACCUAUUGAUAGCCUUUAUAGUGGAUUAGACGAUGCAGAAAUAAACACUGUAAUAACGGAGAAGUAUUCUUUACUUUCGGAGAAUGAGACGGAAGAUAAAAGCACAUUAUUAGAGGAAAAAUCUCCAAAGAAAGAUGAAUUUUUAGCUCCAAUGCCCGAACUCUCUAAAUGGGAAAGAGACGAUACUACAGAAAAAGCAGACGAUGUAUGUGAAUCUCCCAUAGAAAAAAUACAAUUAGAUGAACCUAAAUCUACCAAAGUAGUUACAUCAGAAGUACUAAAAAGAGCAGAAAAUGCAAUUUUUCAAAAAGCCAUCAAUGCCAUUAGACCCAUUGAAAUUAAAAAGAUAAGUGAAAGUAGGAAAGUACUGUACCAAAAUCCAGAGCCCAAAGUACUUGAAGUUGAACCUAACAGAGAACCAAGGAAGAGUGUGAACGUCACUAUAAAUAUAGGGAGAAACGAAAGAAAUGUUGAAAUUACAGAACCAGUGAAAAAAGCUAAAUUAGAUCGAACAAAAUUUAAGCCAGUUCCAGAAACUUAUUCACCUACAAGACUUUCUGCCAAAGAAAGAUUGGGCGAGAAAGUGGAUGAAAAUAAAGAAAGAAAGAUCAGCCCCAUGAAAAGCUUCUUAGAUAGACGCGAAACAAAAAGUGAAAAUCAAUCUAGAAGUCGAUCUCCUAGAAGUACAAGAGAUAAACGAAUAUCUCCGCUAUUAGAUAGACGUGUUGAUUCAUCAUUAUCUAUACCAGGAAGCGAACGUAAGGUAUUUCUCGAUGAUAGAAAACGGGACAAUAAAGAUCGAGGUGAUCGUUCAAAAGAAAGGAACGAUUUCAGAAGCGAUCGACACGACAUAAGAUCAGAAAGAGAUCCAAGGAUUGAUUCGAGGGGAGAUUUUAGAUCAACUCGUAAUGACUCUAAAGGAGAAAGAUUGGACAAAGAUAAAGAGAAAGACAGAGAUAAAGAAAGAAGAGGAAGAACACCAUCUUGUACGUUUAAAAGAAACGAUAUUCCAAAGAUAAGUCUCUUGAAGAGUAGAGAAGAAGAAGAUGAUAGACGUAGGGAUAAGAAGACGAAGGAAGAUAAAAAAAGAAAGAAAGAACACCGAAGUAGAAGUAAAUCCAAAGAACAUAAGAAACGGAAGGAAAAGAAACAUAAAAAGGAUAAAGAUAAAAAUUUAGAGAAGAAACAAAAGCAUAAGGAAAACAUUGUUUUAAAAGAUAAAGCUGAAGGUAAUGAAGCUAAAAUAAAUUAUGAAAAUCCUGAGCCUCCAGCUACGGAGUCCAUAAAGAAACAAAGGAAGAAUCCAAGGCUUGUAUCCGAUCGUAAACGUAGUAUGCUAGAUGAAGCUAGCUUUGAACCUGAUUACAGUGCUUCAGAUUCAGAAUCUGAUGGUGAAGAUGGCAAAGUAGUUCAAUUACCUGCCAAGAAACUUAAACUUGAUGAGCCAGAUAUAGAAAAGGAAAUGGAUAUAAAAUCUCUUAAAAAACGAUCAAAGUCUACAACUACUGAAGAUUCAUCUAGUACUACGGAUAGCUCAACUACCGAGUCUGAUAGUUCCGAUGAAUCGCAUAAAAAGAAGAAGAAGAAACAUAAAAAACAUAAGAAAAAGAAAUCUAUGAAAAAAGAUAGUAGUUCUGAUUCAGAUUCUUAUUCAGAUUCAUCAGAGACAAGUACCGAUGAAGAAAAGCAUAAGAAAAAAUCAAAAAAAUCAAAGAGUAGAAAUAAACAAACGAAAAAAAAGAAGAAAUCAAAGCACAAAUGA